CCCACGCUUGAGAGAAGUAAUGGGGAUGCAGACUGUUUACAUGCCACGGAGGUGAGAGAGAGGGUGGACAAACCCCAGAGAGCAAAGUGGAGACCAGAGUGAGCUUUACUCUGUCAUCCCUUCUUAGUGGUUCUUUGAUGAUUCCAUGACUUUCUCCUGGAAUUCUGGGCGUAUGUGACCUCUUCAUGGUUAUUAACUUAUUCAGAAAAGUCAGAUACUCGUAUUUCCCUUGCUCUCUGAAGUGAGUGCCCCAAACCUACACAUACACCUUCAUGUUACAGUUGAAGUGUAAAGAUUAGAGCAAAAAUGACUAUGUCUCUAAAAUGUAGUGAGGACUCUUCUUGUCUUUUAGUUUUCCCCAAGUCUUCAGUUUUUAUUUUCUGCGUGAUGGGAUGAAUGUGGGGGUAGCACACAGCGAAGUAAACCCCAACACUCGAGUGAUGAAUAGCCGAGGCAUCUGGCUGGCCUACAUCAUCUUGGUAGGAUUGCUGCAUGUGGUUCUACUCAGCAUCCCCUUCUUCAGCAUUCCUGUUGUCUGGACCCUGACCAACGUUAUCCAUAACCUGGCUAUGUAUGUCUUCCUUCAUACGGUGAAAGGGACACCCUUUGAGACUCCUGACCAAGGAAAGGCUCGGCUACUGACACACUGGGAGCAAAUGGACUAUGGGCUCCAGUUUACCUCUUCCCGCAAGUUCCUCAGCAUCUCUCCUAUUGUGCUAUAUCUCCUGGCCAGCUUCUAUACCAAGUAUGAUGCUGCACACUUCCUCAUCAACACAGCCUCAUUGCUAAGUGUACUGCUGCCGAAGUUGCCCCAGUUCCAUGGGGUUCGUGUCUUUGGCAUCAACAAAUACUGAGUGAUGGGGUUUGGGACAGCUCCAUGGGCAUGGGGAAGGCACUGAAACAGAGGACUAUAAAACAUCCUUCUCUUAUUCUCCAUACUGUCUUCUGCACUUUGAAAGACUGAGAACUAUACAACCUUUCCCAGACUCCCAAGAAGAGAAGAGAUUGGCAAAUGGGGCUCCUGGGCCCAGUCCUGCUAGUGGCAAGUUUCUUUGAAUCAGGAAGGCAGGUGAGGUAAGGGCCAAAUCACUCUCCUCCAUAGCAGGAAGCCAUUUGGGCAGCUCGUUUGGUGAUUACAUCUUUCCAUAUCUUUUA
Molecule: messenger RNA, 1155 nt
Organism: Symphalangus syndactylus (siamang)
Lineage: Eukaryota; Metazoa; Chordata; Mammalia; Primates; Hylobatidae
Gene: ORMDL2
Product: ORMDL sphingolipid biosynthesis regulator 2
Cellular component (GO): endoplasmic reticulum membrane
Source: RefSeq, a predicted model, not a curated record